AGCUUCAAACAGUUGGCAAUGGAUGGCUAGUGUUUGUUUGGUGGCCAGUAUUUACUACUGUACCCACCAAACCUCCUCCCCUUACAAAUUCCCAACCCCAAACACCAAACUAUUACUACAACCAUCCUCUCUCCACUCUUCUCUCACUUUCCAUUUCCAUACCAAUCCAUCCAAACAUCAUACAUACACUUGCUCAUCCACAGAGAUGGUGGGACCACAGAGGCCUCAGUUUGUUCUCUUUGGAUCCUCCAUUGUUCAGCUCAGUUUCAGCAAUGAUGGUUGGGGUUCCAUUCUCGCUGACAUCUACGCUCGUAAAGUGGACAUAGUGUUACGUGGAUACUAUGGUUGGAAUUCACGACGUGCUGUUCAGGUUCUUGAUCAAGUUUUUCCAAAGGAUGCAGCUACUCAGCCUUCUCUGGUGAUCGUUUACUUUGGUGGUAAUGAUUCAAUGGGGUCUCAUUCAUCUGGCCUGGGUCCUCAUGUUCCGCUUCCUGAAUAUAUUGAAAACAUGAGAAAGAUUGCACUUCAUCUCAAGAGCCUUUCAGACACAACACGUGUAAUUUUUCUUAGCUGUCCACCUGUCAACGAGGCCAAACUUAAAGAAAACACGAGUAAAUAUUUUAGUGAGCUAGUCCGAACAAAUGAAUUAUGCCGAAGUUAUUCAGAAGCCUGCAUAGAGUUGUGCCGGGAGAUGGGCAUGAAGGUUGUUGAUCUUUGGACUGCAUUUCAGAGACGAGAUGAUUGGUUAACUGCUUGCUUCACAGAUGGGGUUCAUUUAGCUGCUGGGGGAAGCAAAGUAGUUGUCGAGGAGAUACUCAAGGUGCUCAAGGAAGCAGAGUGGGAACCCUGUCUACACUGGAAGUCCAUGCCCACUGAAUUUAGUGAGGAUUCACCAUUUGACCUAGUUGCUUAUGACGGAAAAACAACUAUUAAUCCAUCGGAAUGGACCUAUCACAGGGAAAUUCAAUGGGACUAGAGGCUGCAGAGAAAUGUCUCCUGUGUGUGCUCCAUUUCUUGUACAGAAGGCCCUUCAUCAGAGGUUGAGGAAUUCUAAAAUGCAUGGUAAAUGCACGACGAUGAAAAGAUAUAUGUAAUAUAGGAAAUAGAAGAAGUGACCUGAGAAAUAUUUGGUACAAUUAUUCUUGCGACUGAAAAUCAUCAAUGAAGGGUGCCUUGGUAUCUGGUAAGUUUAUAUUCAUAUCCUGUUGACAUAAUUUAUAUAAGUAGAAGAUGAUAUUUUUUGCU
Molecule: messenger RNA, 1245 nt
Organism: Camellia sinensis
Lineage: Eukaryota; Viridiplantae; Streptophyta; Magnoliopsida; Ericales; Theaceae
Product: GDSL esterase/lipase WDL1
Molecular function (GO): hydrolase activity, acting on ester bonds
Source: RefSeq, a predicted model, not a curated record